This is a messenger RNA of Ostrea edulis (European flat oyster), 1325 nucleotides long. RefSeq names its product dehydrogenase/reductase SDR family member 6-like. Gene Ontology annotation, cellular component: cytoplasm. The record is from RefSeq and is a predicted model, not a curated record. Gene Ontology annotation, molecular function: 3-hydroxybutyrate dehydrogenase activity. Gene Ontology annotation, biological process: siderophore biosynthetic process. The transcript is spliced from 10 exons. Bases 112 to 852 code for a protein of 246 amino acids. NCBI's taxonomy places the organism in Eukaryota, Metazoa, Mollusca, Bivalvia, Ostreida, Ostreidae.
UAGAGGCCGAACGACAUUCAGGACCGAAAAUCUCCGGCAACCACCGAAAGUCGUUUGUAAUCAGCUUAGUGGGCGUGUACUAGUGUGCAAGCGUGUCAAGAAAUAGAGGCCAUGGGGAGAUUAGAAGGAAAGAUUGCUGUACUUUCAGCUGCAGGACAAGGAAUUGGGAAUGCUGCAGCGAAGGCCUUUGUCAGAGAGGGAGCUAAAGUUAUUGCCACCGACAUCAAUCCAGAUUUGUUGAAGAAAUUAGCUGAGGAGUGCCCAGGAAUUGAAACCAGGGUUCUUGAUGUGACAAACACAGAGGAUGUAAAAGCUUUUGCUGCAACCAUAGAAAGAGUGGACAUACUGUUCAAUGUGGCCGGAUAUGUACAUCAUGGAACUAUUUUGGAAACAGAUGAGAAGGCGUGGGAUUUUUCCUUUAAUUUGAAUGUCAAGAGCAUGUGGCGUAUGUCUACCCAGUUUCUCCCAAAGAUGCAGAAACAAAAAUCAGGAGUAAUUCUCAACAUGUCGUCUGUGGCCUCCAGUAUACACGGUGCCCCUAAUCGGUGUGUAUACGGGUCCACAAAGGCAGCUGUGAUUGGGCUCAGUAGAGGGAUAGCAGCAGACUUCAUCAAGGACAACAUCAGAUGUAACUCAAUCUGUCCAGGUACAAUUGACACUCCUUCCUUGCAGGGUCGGAUAGAGGCACAGCCCGAUCCGAAUCAGGCCAGAAAGGACUUUGAGGCACGGCAGAAAACAGGCAGGUUUGGGACCGCUGGAGAAGUGGCAAACUUAGCUGUGUAUCUGGCAUCGGAUGAGGCUGUGUAUGUGACAGGGAAAGAGUUUGUCAUCGACGGAGGGUGGAGCAUUUAAACUAACAUCACUGUCAUGAUAUCCAAGCACUGAACAAUAUUUAUAUCAGAAUUUGUAGAAUAUACCUUAUCUAAAGCAAUCAAGAGUAAAUGAUUCGUCUCAAAUUAAAGUAGGUUGUAUUGGGUAUUGCAGCUGAAACACUAGCAUUGUAAAUUUAUUAAUAAGAUGUUGUUGCCUAUAAUCCAAGGAUGCGAAAUGUUGUAUUCAAGAUGAACAAAUUGAUACAUGUUCCAAUUCAUGAUAUAUUUUAUGUACAUCCACAUGAUUUUCUUAAUCAUUAUGUAAAUUAUAAGAAUUACACAUGAGAUAUGUAUAUUUUUGAAAAAUAUUGAAUUUAUGAAUUGUAUGUAUACAGUAUAUAUUAUAUUAGUUUAGUUUUUAGAGACAUUGUUUUCCAAUUGAACAAAAUUAUACGUACUAUACUCGUGGUUAUCAUUUUGAGAUAUUUUAGAGUAAUACACUUGUUGCUAUAA